AUAACCUCUCUCCCACGAUUACUUCCCCACCUCCAUUGGAAGGGAAUGGGGAAGGCUCCCUAACCACCGGAGCCGAAGGCGGAGGCGACCGGCGCGUCCUCGGACUCCUCGCCGGUGAGUGACAGAGCAAUAUUAGUUCUGGCAAGAGUAAUUACAGUUGAACUUUUUUCUGGGUGGGGGUUGGGGUUCCUUCAAGCAUUGGUGCCUUUUAGCAUCCUAAGAGGUGCCAUGUACAACGAGAACUCAAUCGUUGAUUACUUGAGGGCAAAAGUAUCUGGUAUAACAUGAGAAAGUGGCCGUGUGGUUCUAUGUAGUCGAACACUGGAGAUAAUCAAGCAACCUUGAUGGUCCCCUCCUUCUAACAUCUGGUUCGUAUCUACUAACUGGUGACUGCAUGCUGUACUGUUCUCCAUACAUAUAUAUAAAUGAUAUGUACACCCUCAACUUGCUGAACACUACCACAUCCUUAGUCAACACUGGGAUUCUGCAUUAGUUCUGUUUUUUCUUUCUUAAUUGGACAAAAUGGACCUUGCAUCUCAGGGUUUGAUAACACAACAACAAAAGGAAAAUGGCCGAAGACCAGUUGGUAGCUCGCAAAUUUGGACACGCUAUGGUGUUCUGCUUCCAAGCCAGCAGACUCGGAAGCUAAAAGAAUGGGUUCUGACUGAUGAACAACAACAACUGGUUAAUGCUAGUGGUCUUGGACAUCUUGCACUCACCACUGGAUUUACCAUUGAUCGUUCUUUGCUUACAGCCUUUUGUGAGAGAUGGAACAAUGAAACAAAUACUGCACAUUUCAUGGGAUUUGAAAUGGCACCAUCACUUCGUGAUGUUUCAUACAUUCUUGGCAUUCCAGUUACUGGUCAUGUGGUGACCGCAGAGCCAAUUGGUGAUGAAGCUGUGAAGCGGAUGUGCUUGCAUUAUUUAGGAGAGUGCCCUGGAAAUGGGGAGCAAUUGUGUGGCUUAAUCAGGUUGACUUGGUUGUAUAGGAAAUUCCAUCAACUGCCAGAUAAUCCAACCGUCAAUGAGAUUGGAUAUAGCACCCGAGCAUACCUUCUAUACCUGGUUGGUUCCACCUUGUUUCCUGACACUAUGAGGGGAUUUGUAUCCCCAAGAUAUCUACCACUGUUGGCGGAUUUUAGGAAGAUCCAUGAGUAUGCUUGGGGGGCUGCAGCACUUGCUCAUUUGUACAGGGGAUUGUCUGUUGCUGUAACACCAAAUGCCACAACACAGUUUCUCGGCAGUGCAACUUUGCUCAUGGCCUGGAUUUAUGAGUAUCUUCCUAUAACUCAACCGCAACAAAAGAACCAGAGCACUUUGCUGCCCCGGGCUUGCCGGUGGAACUUUGGUGGAGCAACACGUGGACAGAGAAAGAAAGUUAUGGAGUGGAGAAAAGUUUUCGAACAGCUUCAGUUUUCUGAGGUUAAUUGGAACCCAUACAAGGACAUGAAUCCAGCAAUUGUUCCAGAAUAUUGCAUUGCAGCAGAUAACAUCUGCUACUCUCGGACUUGGCUAAUCAGCUUUAACAUAAAGGAGGUGUAUGUGCCUGACAGGUUUGCUAAGCAGUUUGGAAGGGAACAAGGUCGCCUCCAUGGGGUGCCAAUGUGGGCAAGAAGAACUUGGAGUAAGUGGAAGGACUGGAGGGUUGAGUAUGCUCGUGAGAUUGAGGAGUUCCAUCAGUUGGUUGGCUGCUGUUUCACCCCUUCUGCAGAAACCAAUAUCAACUCCCUCCCACCAGAUGAGUCUGUAGCCGGACAGAAUGCUUCAGGAUAUAGUCGGAAUACCUCUCAUAACUUUUCUACGAUGGUUGAAGAUUUGAAGAAUGAUCUCCCAGUAAUUGAUGGUUAUCUGGAGGGACAGUUACUUCCUGCAGAGGUUGCAAGCUUCCUUGAGAGGGUGGGUAUGAUGCUCAAGAGCUACUCUCCGCCACAGGGCCAUCGAAGGAGAGAUCAAGCAGCUCAGGGCCAGACCGGGACUCCCAGGUCAAAGAACCCAAGAAAAAGGGGGAGACCUUCACUCUUUCAAGAUCCUUCAAGCCCUCAAAAUCCGAGUGUAAAUCGGUACACAGGUGUGCUAGUACCUUAUCAGUCUAGCAAGAGUGACAUCGUGUUUGAUGGUACCGUUCCUCUACUAAAUGGAAGUGAAGCAUUCAAGGAACAAGAGGCCAUGGAGCCCUGGCAAAUCUCCCAUCCGACGACACAGUCUGCGUCAUCGCCAGACUCUAUCUCACCAGAAUCAAGGAGGAGGUUGCCUCAAGACAGGGACGAAACUCAAAUUCCAAGGGACACUGAUGGCCUCCGAAGGAGCGGAAGACUCUGUGUGCAGCAGAAAAUGUUCAAGCACAGGGAUGGAGUGGGAGCUGAGGAAGCUAAUCCGAUCUUCCUCUGAUGGAGACCGCUGUCUCUCGGUCUUCCCAUUGCACAAAGUUGCUGAAAGAAAACUUGGAUCGGUUGCUGUGCCGCUGACAGUUAGCUGGUUGUGUAGGGUUCUAGCGUAGGUGUUGCUGCUAGUGGUAGCUGCGCAUACCACAGCGCUGAGCUUUUGCAAGCAUCUCUCCAUGUUUAUAUUUCAGCAUGUAGCGCGAAAGAUAGAUGCCGCAAACUGUGGUUUGUCUGCUGGAUGAUGGCCUCCCUAGUUAAUCUGCAGCUCUACAAAAUCAGAUGUCUAGUGAUGAUGACAUGUAAUCUUUAGUGACCCUGUUUGCUGCAUGGAUGCAUGCUCGUGCUU
Molecule: messenger RNA, 2727 nt
Organism: Phragmites australis (common reed)
Lineage: Eukaryota; Viridiplantae; Streptophyta; Magnoliopsida; Poales; Poaceae
Product: protein MAIN-LIKE 1-like
Exons: 9
Coding region: 523-2388 (621 amino acids)
Biological process (GO): meristem maintenance; meristem development
Source: RefSeq, a predicted model, not a curated record